UAUUAGUGAGGUGUCCUGAGCAUUAUACAGUGGAACCUCUCUAAUACAGACACCAAUGGGACAGAAGAAAGUGUCCAUAUUAGUGAGGUGUCCUUAUUUCAGGUGUUAGAAACUUUUCUUGGAGAUAGGGAAAGAUAUCCUUAUUAGAGAGAUGGCCUCGUUCCUUAGAGGGCGGCGUUCUAUAUUACUGAAAAUGCUCUGAGUCCCAUCAUUUGUCCCACCGAAAUUGAUCGAGUUCUUUGCAUUUCUGACCCAAUUGCCGACUAAUGAUUCGUGUGGUGUUGGUUGGCAUAAUGUGUGUCCUGCUCUGUUCCAAUCUCCAGCUGAACUGAAGAGUGUCCCUGGAUACUACAAUGUCAGCAAAGAAAAGGCUCGAGAGCUGAUAACUCCACAUUCAAACAGAAACGGGUUUUACCUGUUGAGACCGAGUGGGGACAAGCAAGGAGCGGUACUCUGCACCAUAUGCGUCACACAUGAUUCAAAAGUCCUCAACUACAGAGUGUCUAUGGACCGCCGCAGUAGGACCUACUACGUCAACCAGACGGUCCAGUUCAACACCAUGCAAGACCUCAUCUCCUACUACUCCAAGAACAACCUCAACGAGGCGACUGGUACCAGACUUGUCACACCGGUUGGAGGACAGCCUCCCACCCAGAACGGCUCAGACGACUGCUACGUCGUCAUGGAAAAGCACGAUACACAGGGCCCUCCUGCCUCCCUCCCCCAAUCAAAGUCUACUGGUAGAAAGUUUAGAAACAGGCCCCUCCCCUCGGCCCCUGGCCCCGCCCUCGUCCAACCCACACCCGUCCCCGCACCUGUACCCAAGAAACCACGCCCCUCGGGUAAAAACCACACCCCCACGCACAAGAGCCAUGCCCCACAGAGCCAGGAGGUCCCAGGCCUCCAUCGGAACCUUAUCAAGCCACUGCUGAAGAUGGCGAUGCAGCCGUACAUCGCACAAGACGGCUGGUUCCUUCUUCGACCCUCGUCCACCGACAAUCAGCUCACGCUCACUGUCAGCCACGGCGGCAAGAUCCUGAAUUUCAAACUGAGCGAGAAAGGAGGGCAGUACUCCAUUGCACAGAAGAACAAAUUCCCGACAGUUCAUGCGUUGAUAGUUCACUACUAUUCCAACCCCAUCCGUAGCAAGCAGAGGGCGGAUCAGACCAUUCUGCUGAUGAACCCCAUACCGGUCGACCCUCAACUGGAGGCCACAGCUAAAGAGAUGGCAGCUCAGUCCGAGGUUCAGCAGCAACCUCAAGUGGGUGUGGCCUCGCCUGGCGCUCUCCCUCACCCCUGGCAACAGUUCUACAACGACCAGUACCAGAGAAACUUCUACUACAACCCUGAGACCGGAGCCAGCACUUGGGAGGUACCCAUGGCACCGCCCACCACGCCCAAACCACACCCCCAGCCACAGAUAGCGGAGCAGACGAAGCGUAUACAACAACGGCCACUCCCCUCGUUACCCGGACAUGAGGAAGUUGAGCCAGAACCUGCAAACCCCUCCCCCAGCGUGAUAAAAAAACGGCAGACUAUGCCUUCAGGAAGCGCACGCCCGCAGUCGGUCAAAAAGAAAGGGGUGCCUCUUCCUUCCUUGCUGGAGAAAACGACAGAGCAGAGUAUGGCAAACGGUUUUCACCCCUUGCAAGGAGGGGACAGGCCGCCCGCAGUUCUCCCGGGACAAGUCGAGUCUCCUCACAAUACUGCCAGCUCAGAAGGACCUCCCACACUUCCUCCGACUAACAGGUCUCGUCGACACGCCUCCGUUUGUGCGGCAACGAGAGGGAGACCCCCGCUCCCGACACCAGCAGACGAAUAUAAUCAACAUCCGUCCGUUCUCAGAUCGCGUCGCAGCGCGAGCUACCUCCGUUACCCCUGAAAGAGGAAGAGGAGAGAAAGCCUGUUCCUCCCCCACUCCCGGUCAAGGAAAGUCAGCCUGCUGUUCCUCCCCACCACCCCUCCCCUGCUCCGUCUCCCAAACACAUCCUACCUCAGCACCAGCAGCCGGUCGAAGCUGGCAUCGCCAGAAAGCCCCGAGCCAAGGUGAUGGAGUAUGAAGAUGCUCCAGCAUUUAAACCAAAGAGGAAAACUGCUCCUCCGCCACUUCCCAACAAGGAGGCGGAGCCAGUUCAGCUGAGGCGGAGCCCACCAGGGAGAGGGGUCCGCCUCCCCCUCUUCCGGAAAAGGAGACGUCGAGCGUUUGGGCCCCUCCCCCUCUCCCUGAGAAGGAAACUCUUCCCGCUGCUCCCAAGAUCGCAUCUUCUCCGCCCUUUUCACCCUUCCACACUCCGCCCACUGCCACACCCACUGCACCCGUCCCACCUCCCCCGCCUGCAGUAGGCGGUCCUCCUCCGCCCCCACCUCUGGGGAUUCCCCCACCUCCCUCUCCAAUGACUCCACGAUCACGUGACACGCGUAGUCACUCUGAGGCGACCGAAUCGGGCAGUCGCCCAUUCAACGCCAACGAUCUCCUGGCGGGGGCUCAGCGACUGAGGAAAGUAGAGGUCAACAACCAGGAGCAGAUGAAGACAGUUCCGGAGGUUGGGGGAGGGUUGGAGGGGACCCUCAACAGAGCCAUCACCAACAAGUUCAAGAACGUGCAGUACUCCGAUUCGGAGGAAGAGUUUGAUGACGUUGAUGAUGAUGAAGAGUGGGAUUGAUGUAUAUAGGAAAUCCUUAAAUCCUUACUUCCUCUUCUCCUUUCUGGUUCUUACUAUUUGUGACUCACUCACUACUCUCUCUCUCUCUCUCUCUCUCUUCAUGUGUUUGUCUCUUACUUCUUUCUCCAUCUCUUCAUCUCUUCUCUCAUCCAUCUUGGUCCAAAAUUUUUUUAUGUGCCCCCCACUCCCUUCCCUCCCAUACCUAGUGGUUGUGUUGGCCACAUAAGCACACUAUCGCAAUGUUACCAUGUUAAUUGCUUUUGUGUAUAAUUAAUUAUGUAUCAUCAUCUCAAAUCACGUUUAAUGCAUGUUUGUGUGUGGGUCUGUGAGCUUUUCAAAAACGUACAGUAUGAGCUUUGUGUUUAGGAGAAUGACGAUUUUAUUGGAUUUGAUGUUUGUCUGACAUGAUAUCACAUUUCGUACAAAUCAGAGCGGAAGUCGAGAGUCUAUAAUAUAGCGAUGUAGUCUGGCAUUUCUCUCUAGUCCUCUGCUGCUGCCCACAUUCCAGAAUCUCACAAAAUUCUCCGUGCAGAGAUCCAUACUUUCGUUCCAGACACAGAGCCCAGACCAGAGGAGUGACACAAACACCCCGCUCCUCGCUCGCAGACAGCAACACUUCGAUCGUGAACGGAUCUCUCUCCUCACUUGAUAGAGGUCUGCGGCUGCAAUAGUCGAUGCAGUUUCGCAAUCGCCUUUGAGAUAAGAUGGACAAAUGCAAUGGAUGUGAGCGUAGUGUUGGCUCUUUUGGCGAGCUGAGCUGAGCGCUCUGAUGGUGCAUCUCGAGCGUGAUACGUCCACAGCUGCCAGCUUGACGUACACGUGGCACUUCUAAAUUGUUGUACGGACCGGUUCCCCAUCUCUAGCGUCAUGUGAGGGUCAGCCACAUGAGGUAGGCGAGUGCUUGAAGUAAAAAGUAAAUACGUGCCGCCCUUCCUUUGCUCCCUGCGUCAUGCAAGACAUACACCCGACGUCUAUUGUAGAGACGAGGUCAGAGGGGAGAUCGAGAUCGAUGAGCAUUUUCAUGAAUUUACGGCUGUAGUCUCAGUCGACCUGUGACAGUAAUACUCCCGACCGAGGUGCAGGAACAGGACGCGCGGCAUUCCUCUCCAUGGUUCUCGCGCCUUGAUGGAGAAUGGCCGAAAUCGCCUGAUCGUGCUCGCCCUGCGGUCGACAACGACACGCCAAACGCGAGGUGUGCGGUGUGCGCAAAGUUCCGUCGAGAUCAGAGCCCGUGUGAGGUACACUCUCCGCGUUCUGGUGGUUCUGUAAGGUGAGUAGUAGCACAGCUGACCCGUGAACAAGCAAGAG
This is a messenger RNA of Geodia barretti, 3971 nucleotides long. The record is from the annotation of a GenBank genome assembly. NCBI's taxonomy places the organism in Eukaryota, Metazoa, Porifera, Demospongiae, Tetractinellida, Geodiidae.